Messenger RNA from Wasmannia auropunctata (little fire ant), 2990 nucleotides. RefSeq lists its product as uncharacterized. Gene Ontology annotation, biological process: SCF-dependent proteasomal ubiquitin-dependent protein catabolic process. The coding region runs from base 72 to 2990 and encodes 972 amino acids. Lineage: Eukaryota; Metazoa; Arthropoda; Insecta; Hymenoptera; Formicidae. The transcript has 13 exons. The record is from RefSeq and is a predicted model, not a curated record. Gene Ontology annotation, cellular component: SCF ubiquitin ligase complex. Gene Ontology annotation, molecular function: protein binding.
UAUACAUCGAUCUUUUAUUCGAUUUGUGUCUCUUGUCGAAUAAGCUGUUCAAUAAGUUGCUGAUAGAGAAAAUGACAUCCCAUUCUCAUCCUUUAUAUUUUGAAGAUAAUGUUAAAUAUUCAUAUGUAAAUAGAGUAUCCGUAGAAGAAACAGAUCAUGUUGACUUUAUUUAUCAAGUUGCAAAGCCUAAUUGUUGUACUCAAAAUAACAGUAAUUUUAGCACAUUUGAUAACUCUAAGAUAAUUGAACCAUUAUAUACCAAAUUUACAAAUUAUGAAGAUUUUAAAGAGAGAACUUACGGACUAUUGCACGGCAACACAUCUGCACCUACAAGACCAAUGAAUCUUAUACCACUGAAUAUGGGUGAACAAAAAUAUAUUAAUAUCGAAUUUUAUGAAGCCUGUUAUCCUAUCAGAGUGACCAUACUGAUAAAGAUAUACAAAAAUGUUAAACGAAUUUGGGCACAAAAAUCUGAUGAUCAAUGGUUUCUAUUGUGGAAUGAAAAGAAUUGGUCUUUUCAGAUGACUUCAAUUCCAGACCUAUACAAUAUGAUCCCGAAUUUAUGGCCAUGCGAUUUUAAAACCAAAGUGCUUAAAUUAGAAUAUUGGCAUCACUCAGGAAGCUGUAUGGACAUAGCUGUAAUGCUUAUUGGUACAUCAGAAUUAAUUCUUCCUAGAUGUCCUAAAGAGAACUUAAGUAACUUGUUAGGAAGCAUGUGGCAACAUAUACGCACAUAUCGUGAAGACCCACAUUCGAACGUACUUCAACUUCAAAAGAACUUUGACAAAUAUUGUAUUAUUUGUAAAAGCGAUACAAUAGAGAGUUUUCAUGAGAGUAAGCUUGGGUACGAGCAAGUGUCUCAACAGAUGGCCCCUGAAGUGCCAUCUUUUAGGCAAGGAUAUUUGCAUCGUUUUUUAAAAAAUUGUUUAAAUUAUAAAAUGUGUGUAAAAGAUGUCAAACCUCCUUCAGAUGAAUCCAAAGAGAUAAUAUCUGCUUGCAAUUUUUCAACGCUCUCUGAUGAAGUGAUACUGGAAAUAUUGAAAAACUUAGAUGUGACAUCAUUAAGUCGCAUGAGCAGAGUCAAUAAACGCUUCAAUAAUUUAUCACGCGAUCCUCUGCUGUACAAAUGUUUGAACUUACGGAAUAUACACCUAACAUAUAUGCAUACAAGUAUCUGUCAGUUCUUUGAUUACUUUGCACCCAGGUGUAAACGUAUACUCCAAUUGGAUCUGGCAUAUUGCGAAUUUUUUGCUCCGGAGUUUAGGGAAUUUAUAAAAACUUGCUGCAGACAUUUAACACACCUACGAUUAAGUCACUGCGAUUAUGUCUUUAAUUCUAACCUACGUGAUAUUUCAGAGAUAUGCAAAAAUUUGAAAGAAUUGGAUCUAAAUUAUUGUGGUUGCAUAAGUAACGAAGGUAUUUUACACCUUAAAAAUUUACAGUUUUUGGAAAGUUUACAACUUGCACGUAUACCUAGAUUACAAACUAAGACUUUAUGUGAUGUACUACAGAAAAAUCGACAGAUGCGUAACUUAAAUUUAGCAAAUACGCGUUUAAACAUAGAUACAGUCGCUAUAGAAUUAAAAAAUUGCUUCAAUUUGGAAAGAUUAAAUUUAAUGGAUUGCUCUUUUACAUCGCAAGGGAUCGAUGCUCUUGCCGAUUGUAAGAAUCUGAAAGAAAUAAAUUUUUCUAGCUGCAAGAUAAUCGAUUCUAGUGACAAUGGUGGUGUUCUCUAUAGAUUGUUUUCUUCCUGUCAACGCCUGGAAAAAGUCGACUUGAGCAAAUUUGAAUUUAUCACCAAGCGUGAUUUGGAAACACUAGCUUUGUGUAAAAAUUUAAAAUACUUAAACUUGGUGAGCUUGGAUUCUGUGACACCUGAUAUAUGUUCCCAAUUUUUCACGAAAUGUUCUAAACUGAUCGAGAUCGAUCUCACCUUUUGUGAAAAUAUAAGUCAGAGCUUGGUUGAUCAGUGGAACGAAAUACUCAAUACAAAGAAAAUGACAUCCCAUUCUCAUUGUCUUGUACAUUUUAAAAAUAAUAUAAAUUAUUCAUAUGUAAACAGAGUAUCCGUAAAAGAGGCUGAUCAUGUAGACUUUAUUUAUCAAGUUGCAAAGCCUAAUUGUUGUACUCGAAAGAACAGUAGCAGAUUUGUUAACUCUAAGCUAAUUGAACAAAUUAAACCUAUCAAAUUUACAGAAUAUGAGGAUUUUAAAGAGAGAACUUACGAACUAUUGCACACACCACCUAUGAGGUUAAGUGAUUUUAUAACAAAGUAUAUGGCCAAAUUUCCGUUGAACUAUAUUAAUAUCGAAUUUUAUGAAGCCUGUUAUCCUGUCAGAGUGACUAUACCGAAAAAAUGCGGAUACUACAAUGUUGAACGAAUUUGGGCACAAAAAUCUGAUGAUCAAUGGUUUAUAUUAUGGGAUAAAAAAAAUCUGAACUCUGUUUGGCGGAUUACAAUAUCAGGACUAUAUUGUGCGGAUUUACGGCCGUACGAUUUUAAAACCAAAAUGUUAAAAUUAGAAUGGGAAUACUCAAUAAGCUACAGGGCGCUAGGUGGUCAUGUAAUGCUUAUUGGCACAUCAGAAUUUAUCCUUCCUAGAAGUCCCAAGUGGAACUUAAACAACGUGUUAGAAAGAAUUCGUCGGAUUAAUCGCUCUUAUCGUCACAAUUAUAAGAAAGUUUUUAAUACAACACCAGAUCUUAAAGAUCCACAUUUGGAUGUACUUCAACUUCAGGAAAACUUUGACGAAUAUUGUAUUAUUUGUAAAAGCGAUAUAAUAGAGAGUUUUCAUAAAAGUAAGCUUGGGCACGAGCAAGUGUCUCAACAGAUGGCCCCUGAAGUGCCAUCUUUUAGGCAGGGAUAUUUGCAUCGCUUUUUAAAAAAUUGUUUGAAUCACAAAAAGUGUGUAAAAGAUGUCAAACCUGUUUCAGAUGAAUCCACAGAGAUAAUAUCGGCUUGCAAUUUUUCUACACUCUCUAGUCAAUAA